AUGAUUCGUUUCAUCUUUAUCCAGAAUCGUGCUGGUAAAACACGUUUAGCAAAAUGGUAUAUGCAUUUCGAAGAUGAAGAAAAGCAAAAGUUAAUAGAAGAAGUACAUGCUCUUGUAACUGUCCGAGAUGCUAAACAUACCAACUUUGUUGAGUUUCGUAAUUACAAGAUCGUAUACCGACGCUAUGCUGGGCUCUACUUUUGCUUAUGCGUGGACAUCGCGGAUAAUAGCUUAGCAUACUUAGAAGCUAUACAUAACUUUGUUGAGGUAUUAAACGAAUAUUUCCACAAUGUUUGCGAAUUGGAUUUAGUGUUCAACUUCUAUAAGGUCUACACAGUUGUUGAUGAAAUGUUUUUAGCUGGCGAAAUUCGUGAAACUAGUCAAAGCAAAGUAUUAAAACAGUUGCUGACGUUACAAACAUACGACUAA
This is a messenger RNA of Trichoplax adhaerens, 429 nucleotides long. RefSeq lists its product as uncharacterized. Gene Ontology annotation, biological process: intracellular protein transport; clathrin-dependent endocytosis. Lineage: Eukaryota; Metazoa; Placozoa; Uniplacotomia; Trichoplacea; Trichoplacidae. The record is from RefSeq and is a predicted model, not a curated record. Gene Ontology annotation, cellular component: intracellular membrane-bounded organelle; membrane coat; AP-2 adaptor complex. Gene Ontology annotation, molecular function: clathrin-cargo adaptor activity. The coding region runs from base 1 to 429 and encodes 142 amino acids. The transcript is spliced from 5 exons.